UUUCGAGUCUUGUUAGUUUACCAGUUUUUGGACGCAAUAUGAAGUUUACACUGUCUGUGGCUGUGAUUUCGUCGCUGGUGCUCUUGGCCCAGACGGACGAGAAGAAAGGAGUGGAGAAGCGGCACUUGGGCCUGGGCGCGGUAGGGUGGCCGUCAACCCCGACGUGGCCCUCGCCGUCCUGGGCGUCCCCAUCAGGUUGGCCGUCGGCGGCCUCUUCAGGGUGGCCCUCGGCCUCUUCAGGGUGGCCUUCGGCCUCGACCGGUGUCGUGGACCUCACCUCGGCCACCGCCGGCCUCACUCCUUCCUGGCCUGAGGUCGGCUGGCCCUCCGCCUACAACCAGCCCGAACUCGCCUACUCCAAGGCGGUGGCUCACACAUCGGCCCUGAACGGAGUAGCAGCAAUCAACGCAGCCGAAGUAGCAGCCGCCCUGACGGCAGCGAAAGAGGCCUCGACGGCAGCCGCGGUGGCGCAGCAACGCGUGCAGGCGGCCAAGGAGGCGGUCCUCGUGCAACAGCGGAUCGCGGCGGCGAAGGAAGCGGCAGCCGCAGCCGCCAUCCAGCGCUCCGAGGCGGCCGCUGCCACGGCGGCGGCCAUCCAACGCUCCGAGGCGGCAGCCGCGGCCAUCCAACGCACCGAAGCCGCCGCCCAGGCCGCCGCCGCCCUCCAACGCUCCGAGGCCGCAGCCGCGACCGCCGCCGCCAUCCAACGAUCCCAGGCCGCCUCCGCCGCCAUCCACAAACAGGCCCAGCUCGCCGUCCACCCCGCCACCGCCCACUGGCAACCCUCCUCCAAGCCCUGGAACGCUUGGGGAUAAGCGCACCCAGGAAUCACCGCCCACACAACGUGGCUCACCCACCGGCAGCAUCCCAAAUACCACUACCGCCUCAUUCUUCAAAUUCGUAGACAAAUCCAUAGCCAAAGAAGACAUGACCCAAUGUGGAGCCAUCCUCUUCCUUGAAAUCGCUCCGCUUCUGCUUCCUAUAGACUAACGGAGAAAAUGAUCGACUAACCAUAGGGUCUCUCUUGGGUUGCCGUCAGUUAGCCUAUUAAGUACCAACCCCCUUAGUUCAUUGAAACCACCCGCUUUCACCAGUUGGAUCCCGCGGAAAGUCCAAUUGGCAAUAAAUUUUACAAAUCAGGUCUCAUUGGAUGUUUUUAUUUUUUAUGCGAACCAGGGCCGA
Molecule: messenger RNA, 1182 nt
Organism: Bemisia tabaci
Lineage: Eukaryota; Metazoa; Arthropoda; Insecta; Hemiptera; Aleyrodidae
Source: RefSeq, a predicted model, not a curated record